This is a messenger RNA of Caenorhabditis remanei, 1170 nucleotides long. RefSeq lists its product as uncharacterized. Lineage: Eukaryota; Metazoa; Nematoda; Chromadorea; Rhabditida; Rhabditidae. Bases 1 to 1170 code for a protein of 389 amino acids. Gene Ontology annotation, molecular function: heme binding; oxygen binding. The transcript is spliced from 10 exons. The record is from RefSeq and is a predicted model, not a curated record.
AUGGGUAACCAGUCGACGAAAUCAUCACAUGGUACCACACGGGUAUCUCAUUCAAAAUCAGCACACCAUAAUUCAAGUAGAGUAACUUCUGACGUAAUUCCAAGAUCUGCAUCAGCUAUCUCUUCUCAUGACCGGUAUUACUCGGAAUCUCAAUCAUCCUCUCCUCCAGCAGUGUGUCCAGUUUCAGCUCCAGGAAAGUAUCGGAAUGUAAAAGGAAAAGACAUUCCACCUAUAAGUCUCACUGAUGAGUACAAUAAUUCUGAUGACGAGGUGUUCUGCUCAACGAGAUCUUCUACACAAUCGCCCUUAACACAUGAUGGAACACGACAGAAAGUAGGAUCUCCUGUGAACCGACGAUCAGUUGAUUCAACGAAUUCUGAUUUAUUAGAAGCAGUGACACCUCGGAGCCACAUAUCAGUGAAACGUACAGUUAGCAGUGGACAAGAACAUACUGCAGAUCACUCGAAUAUGCAAAAGAGCAGCUCUUUGAAAUUCACACGUCCUGGAGUUCGCAGUGAAGGCAAGGAAACCACGCCUUCUACCAGCUCGAAUCCGACCAUAUUCCCCUGUAUCCACCAGUUCCUUCAUCUCACUCAACCUCAAAUUAUCUUCGUAAGGAAAACCUGGAGCCACGCUAGAAACCAGGGAGCACUCGAGCCGGCUAUCAGUAUAUUCCGUAACUCCUUUUUCAAAAAUCCCGAAAUCAGACAAAUGAUCAUGUUUGGAACGAAAAAUGAAGGUCAUGAGAGGUUGAAAAGACACGCUCAAUUAUUCACAGUUUUGAUGGAUGACCUGAUUGCGAGUCUAGAUUCUCCAUCAGCUACAGUAGCUGGGUUGAGAGAAGCUGGAGAGAAGCAUGUUUGGCCGGUGAAAAAUCAAUAUGGAUGUCCGUUCCACGCCCAUCUUAUGGACCAAUUCGCCACUGCAAUGAUCGAAAGAACACUGGAAUGGGGAGAGAAAAAGGAUAGAACUGAGACCACCCAAAGAGGAUGGACCAAAAUUGUGUUAUUUGUGACGGAACAAUUGAAAGAGGGAUUCCAGGAUGAGCAGAAAAGAGCCAGAAGGAUGAAGGCUCAGAUAAAAACGAGUGCGGGAAGCGCUAGUUUUGAAAUCUCGUCAAGGGUGAAACAAAGUGACAUGAAACGAUUCCACACCGUGGAUAAUAUGUGA